CUGGACCUCCCGCCCCGCCCCGCCCCGCCCCUCACCGCCGUCCGCCGCCGCGCGCCGCCACCGCCUGCCUCGCCGCCACGCCUACCCCUACCCCAAGUGCCAACACACCCGCGACCAUCCACUACUGGCGACCCGCGGCCUUCGGGACUCCUCCCCGCUGCUUCGACUACGACCUGACAGCCCCGUAGCGGCGUGGGGAUGGCGAGCAGCAACACCGGCGAGCCGAGCACGGCGCCGCAACCGAAUCGGUGGUACGACCUUCGAUUGGGGUCCUCCUGCCGCGACCCCGCCCUUACCACCAAGUUCUGCACGCUCCGCUAUGAAUUUAAGCCAGCAUCUAUUGACAAGACUCAAGCUGGCUCUCUGCAGAAGAGCAAAGAUAACCGGGUAACUGUGGAAUUUCAUAACAAUCAGCCUGGCAGGCCAAAGGUGGCAUUCGAGGGAAGCCAAGAAGAGUACAAGGAUAAUGAUGGUGUCUUGUUUUUUGAUGGUGAGACCUUUCGCUUGGAACGAUUGCACCGGGCAGUCAAGAGAUUAAGGCAUGUCCGGGUUCCGGGAGAGUCUGUAGCAACUUCCUUGGCAGCUACAACUACUGGAAUGGGUGAAUCUCAUUCUCCUCCAUUAGCGAAAGUUGGCAAGUUGCCUGCAACGAGCAAACCUUCUAUACACUCAGUUCCGGUUGAGGUUGAGCACAUUGACAUUGGUGAACCUGAAAAUCCAGGACGAAGAAACAGUAACAGGAGCUCUACAUAUCAACCAGUCACCACAGACCCAUUUUCCUCUUCGCCUGAUCCCAAUGACCAAGAUGAAAACCUAGACAUACUCGGUGAUGAUGACAAUGGCUCACCCAAUAAUAUGGCCUCAGCACAAGGGACGUCUUAUCGUGGUUUUGACAUCAACUUGCCAAAUCAGCUCGACAUGGAUGAUGAGGUUGCUGAUGUUGAUGUAAAUGACGAAGCUGAGGAGGGACUUAAUGCAGCUGAGGCGCUGCGAGCUCAAGUCAAUGCAGAAGGACAGCAGGUGGAGCAGGCCACCUCUAGUUCAAGUGGAAGCAGCAGCGGGAGCGGAAGCGGGAGCGGCAGCAGCACCAGUGGUAGUGACGGCAGUGAUGGCGAUUCACCCAGCUCCGGAGGGGAUGUUGAUAUAUGAGUUCGGUUUCAGGCUGCUGACCGAACUUGCUGUCUAUGAAUCGCACUUAGCAUGUUUGGAUCAUGUCCUGAAGCAAGAUUGCCUGGCCUGAAGGGCGCCUGAGAUUUUGCCUGGAUUCUGUUUGGUUGGUGUCCUCAAUCAUCUUAUUAUAGCCUGGCCUGAAAACUUGUCAAUGCCAUUAGCCUGCCCUGGCCAGCCAGGCAACGUGAUUAGCCUGGGCCAGGCGUCCCGUUUGACACGCCUGGUGGGCUGAUGCAUCUGCCUGGUACUAUUUUAAUAUUUAUGGAAGUGAUGGGUGUCCAGAGUUUUAUCUA
Aegilops tauschii subsp. strangulata is the source of this 1463-nucleotide messenger RNA. RefSeq lists its product as uncharacterized. Gene Ontology annotation, cellular component: super elongation complex. The record is from RefSeq and is a predicted model, not a curated record. Gene Ontology annotation, biological process: transcription elongation by RNA polymerase II. Gene Ontology annotation, molecular function: transcription elongation factor activity. Lineage: Eukaryota; Viridiplantae; Streptophyta; Magnoliopsida; Poales; Poaceae.